Messenger RNA from Metarhizium acridum CQMa 102, 498 nucleotides. Lineage: Eukaryota; Fungi; Ascomycota; Sordariomycetes; Hypocreales; Clavicipitaceae. The record is from RefSeq and is a predicted model, not a curated record.
AUGGGCUUCUUCGCCACGUCUACCGGCUACUUUGCCUUUUGCGCCCUGCACCUCGUGUGCUUCGCGCUGGCGCUCGCGGUGUGUGGCUUGUACGGCCAGGACAUCAACAAUGCCCACCAGAAAGACAAACACAGCGACUCUAAAUGGGUGAGCAACUCUCCACACGCGGUUGGCCAACGUGGCGCGAGCACGCGUGCACUGUCGGCCGUGACGUGCGUCUUCUGGUUUGUCCCUGCCCUUCUGCGCCACGCGGGCGUGCUUGGGGCUGUUUGGAACUCGAUACUCUUCAUUCUGUGGAUUACGCUGUUUGGGGUCUUUGGCGCGCUGUUCAUCCACGAGGAUGCCGAGGGCGACGGCGACAUCCAGCGCAUGAAGAACGCCGUGUGGGUUGAUCUUACGAGCGCGCUUUUGUGGCUGAUUUCUGCCGUUGCCACUACCGUCUACUGGUGGAGGCACCGUGAUGCCCGAUCGACGUUUACUGGACGCGCUCGUGUUUAA